AUGAGAAUAACCCGUGGCGUUAUUUACUCAUUAAAAAGCAAUUUGGAGACAAGACUGAACAGGAUUCCCGGAGCGGGGUUGCGGCCGGCGCGUAGAAGCCGCAGUGGCCGCAGUUCCGCUGGGUUGGCCGUGGUUCCAUGGAUCCUUCACGCGUGCCACGGGUUCCGGGCUCGCGGCGGACUGCGGACUCCCUGGAGCUGUGACGGUGGAGCGGUCAUGACGGAGGGCGGAGCGAGGCGGCGGCGAGAGGCGGAGAAGGCCAUCCAGAGAUGCACCGAUGUGGCAGCUACGGCGGCGAACGGUGAGAACCCUGCCACGCACCUUGACAUUCGAGAUCAUAUGUGUCCCACGACCAGCUCCUCUUCAGAUCCCUUUGUCUUUGCCAAAACCUGUCCCUAUUUUUCCUCUUGGAAGUGUGACUUUACGUGUGAGCGUGGGCUGUUGUCAACGCUAUUUCAGUCUCUGUUACGGUUUUUAACGACGCUCCGGCAUGUGGCCAGCGUGGCUUCAGUUAUUCCUCUCUGUUGGAGCCGCAGAGGGGGGCGUGCGGAGGGACAGGUGCGACCGGUGUGUGGUCCCUGUGAGCCGUCCCUGUGA
Messenger RNA from Knipowitschia caucasica, 597 nucleotides. Lineage: Eukaryota; Metazoa; Chordata; Actinopteri; Gobiiformes; Gobiidae. The record is from the annotation of a GenBank genome assembly.